Messenger RNA from Wasmannia auropunctata (little fire ant), 634 nucleotides. RefSeq names its product fatty acid synthase-like. Gene Ontology annotation, biological process: fatty acid biosynthetic process. The annotation marks the transcript as partial. Gene Ontology annotation, molecular function: fatty acid synthase activity. The transcript is spliced from 4 exons. Lineage: Eukaryota; Metazoa; Arthropoda; Insecta; Hymenoptera; Formicidae. The record is from RefSeq and is a predicted model, not a curated record.
AUAUGAUGAUUGCAAUAGAUAUAAAAUCGCAAGAAUCUACGUUGAAAUAGUCACAAUAGUUUGAGUUAGUGUUUACACGAAGAGUCGUUAAAAUAAUCCGAAAAAAUAAUUACAAAUCAUGAGUAGCACAGAAGCAUCUACAUCGUGGAACGAUAUUGACUCCGAGCAGAUUGUUAUUUCUGGUAUUGCUGGCAGAUUUCCUGAUUCAGAUAACGUUAAUAAGUUGCGAGAAAAUUUAUUUAAUAAACUUUAUCUUGUUAGAGCAGAUCAUGAGCGAUGGAAACUAGACCAUCCGGAAAUUCCAAGUAAAAUGGGAACAAUUAACAAUAUAAAUAAAUUUGAUGCAAAUUUCUUCGGAUUAUCAUUCGAGCAAGCACACACACUCUCGCCCGAAGCGAGAAUGUUACUGGAAUAUUCUCAUGAAGCAAUAAUCGACGCAGGAAUCAAUCCGAAGCAAUUACGAGGAAAAGAUACUGCUGUAAUUAUGGCGACAUCUUAUACUGAAUUUCAAAAAUUCUCUUUAUACAAUACCACUCAGUUAGGAGGUCACAAUAUUAUUGGAUGUAGCAAAUCUACACUCGCAAACAUGAUUUCAUAUCAUUUCGAUCUGAAAGGACCAUCAUAUGUUGUCGAU